AUGGAUAAACUCAACUACAGUAAAUGCCCGCUGAAAAAGCGACCAAUUCUCGUCGAGGAGCCGCCACAUGAGGAUCACCUGUGUCAUGAUGAGGGACCCGUUGAUCUUAGUGUGGCUUCCGCUGCGGUGCCCCUAGUGCCUCCACAUUGGUCCAUCAAAAAGGUGCCGCAGCCACAGCCGGUGACGCAGGAGCUGCGUCGUCGCUUCGAUGCAGCCAUGACACAGACCAAGGAUCAACUAGCCCGACGCAUUUGGGAGGAGACACGAGAGAUUGCUCGCGCCUUUCCGGAUGUCUUUACGCGCGAGGAGAUUGCCAAGAGUCUGGCCCGUCUCGGCUAUGGUGACUUCGAGCUGCCGCCCGAGGAUGAGGUCAUGGAGUUAGAGCAGCAGCGGGACUUGGAAAUGACUGCCAGCUACGCGCGCAUUUCGCCACCUUUGGUGCCCGCCUCGAUCGUCAAAGUGGAGCACACGGAGGAGCCUUUUGGUCUGCGCAACUACAACAACAAUUUGCUGAAGAGCAUUGCCGAGUAUGAGGAUUGCAUGAAGAUGCCAAUGCCACCGCCGCCACCACCACCGCCAAUUGAGCCACAGGAUUUGAGUGUGACGCCACAGCAGCGUCGUGGCUUGAGUGAAAAUGUCAAUCUGCACAAUGUGGCACGAGCACUGCUCAGCAUGCAGCACAUGGCUCCACAGCAACAGCAGCAGUUGCCCGACCAGAGCUUCAAGUCUGCACCGGUACAUCAGGUUGAGCAGGAUGACGAUGACUUGGAGAACCAUGAGAACACCGAGAAUCAACUGAAUCUGAAGAUCAAGAGCAGCAACGAUCUGUACUAUCAGUGCCAGCAGUGCAAUAAAUGCUAUGCCACCUACGCGGGUCUCGUCAAGCACCAGCAGAGUCACGCCUACGAGAGCACCGAGUACAAGAUUAUACGCAGCAAUCCCAGUGGUGGUCCCAUCGUCGACCAAACUGAAUUCUGCACGGAUCAGGCAUCGGCACUCAUCCAAGCGGCGAAUGUUGCCUCAGCGCAAUCUAUGCAGAAGCCGGUGGGUGUGCCACGGUAUCAUUGCAAGGAUUGCGGCAAGUCCUAUUCCACAUACUCUGGCCUAAGCAAGCAUCAGCAGUUCCACUGCCCUUCCGCCGAGGGCAACCAGGUGAAGAAGGUCUUCAGUUGCAAGAACUGUGAGAAGACAUACGUCUCGCUGGGAGCCCUCAAGAUGCACAUACGCACCCACACACUGCCCUGCAAGUGCCCCAUCUGUGGCAAAGCCUUCUCCCGCCCCUGGCUGCUUCAGGGUCACAUACGCACCCACACGGGCGAGAAGCCCUUCAGCUGCCAGCAUUGCAAUCGCGCCUUUGCAGAUCGCUCCAAUCUGAGGGCGCACAUGCAAACACACUCGGAUGUGAAGAAGUACUCCUGCCCCAGCUGCACCAAGUCAUUCUCCCGAAUGUCGCUGCUGGCAAAACACUUGCAGACCGGCUGCCAGACGGAGCAGGGUGGUUCAACAGUAGCAGUAGCAGCAGCAGCAGCAGCCGGGUUCAAUCAGCAGCAGCUGCAGCAGCAUCUGCAGGACUAUGAUGAGAUGGCGCCUCAUCCGCUCUACUAUGCGGGCAGCGUAGGCAGCAGCGGCGGGGAGGAGGAGGAGGGACCCGAAUUUCAAAUGCCCACGCAGGUCAGACGGGGCAUUUACUAA
Drosophila grimshawi is the source of this 1692-nucleotide messenger RNA. It is a transcript of the gene wor, whose product is annotated as oocyte zinc finger protein XlCOF8.4. The record is from RefSeq and is a predicted model, not a curated record. The coding region runs from base 1 to 1692 and encodes 563 amino acids. Lineage: Eukaryota; Metazoa; Arthropoda; Insecta; Diptera; Drosophilidae. Gene Ontology annotation, biological process: regulation of DNA-templated transcription. Gene Ontology annotation, molecular function: RNA polymerase II cis-regulatory region sequence-specific DNA binding; DNA-binding transcription factor activity, RNA polymerase II-specific. The transcript is spliced from 2 exons.